UGAUAUUUUCACUCAUUUUCUCUCCUUUCCCCUUUUUUCCCUUUCACUAUUUUUUAUAUUCACCAAAUGAAUGAGACCAUAUAAUGUUUGUCCUGGUCUUAAGAACAAGGCAGCCAUCUUCCCUCUUCCAACAACCCACUUUCCCCCAGAGGGCUGCUAAUUGUUUGCCGGAGUGGCAGAAGCUGACACCAAACCCUUUCACCUCCUGGCUCUUACCCCAUGCAUUUAGUCAUGCAGCAGUUUACGUGAGAAUCCUAGGUGAUUUGUUGCUCUUUUUCUCUCUUCUCCAGCCUCCAGAUACAGCCUCUAGACACCACUAGAGCCCAAGGGGUCAGGUACUCUGCUUUUAGCUUGGGCAGAAAUUUUGACCUGGCCCAGCAGGCAAAAACCACUGAGCAGGAGUGGGGCAGAGAUCAGCCCAGUUGCAUUCCACCAUCACUGAGUGACCCCCAAGGCUGCUGAUGCAUCCAGUCCCCUCCUGUAGGCCAGGGAGGACGACCUGAGGCAGUGCUUCCUAUUUGGGAAGAGGGAUUCUUUGCUGGAGCCCUGGGAACGGGUCCCGUGAGAGAAGUCAGUCUUAGGAUAUAUUGCAGGGGGUGAGAGAUGGACCACUGUACAUCAUCCUGAGGUGUCAGGAAUUCUCCAGCUCAGAGAUGGAUUUGCUCCUAUUUUUACCUCCAGGAGAAGAGAGUUUUAGGUUCAGAUCAAUUUCCAGGACUCUCUCGCUAGAAAAAAAUUUCCAUUUGGAGAAUUAAUGGGCCAAGUCUAUUUAUCUCCCUCAGGGGAGGCAGUGCCAUGUUGGCUGUGGGGGAAUGUUUGGGCCUGUGCCCUGCUUGCAGUCCUGAAGCUCUGGAAGCUCCAGAGUGCAGCGGUGGGCCUUGCAGGGUUUUUUUGGUGGUAGUGAAUCAAGUUGAGAUAUGAAAGGUCAGGAGUUGAAGUUAUGGGAUCUAAGAUCCCUGUCCUGGGGCUGGUGAGGUUCCAGUGCCCACAGUCUGCUGUUGGGCCUUCUUCCCUGUCCCGAGGUUGUGAAUAAACUCACUGCACAGUGUGCAGCCCAGAAUUCAAAGCCUUUAGCCCAGAAGCAGCUGGGCCUUGGAGGUGUUUGCUCCUGACCUUUUCUCUUGCCACACCCUGGGGCUCUUGGGAGGAGCUGAGGUCUGAGCUGCAGUGCCAGGAUGCUGCCUUCUUGAUGCGGUCGUUUUGUUGCCUUCCUGGGUCCCGUCACAUCCUUCUUGCUCAAUCAUUGGGUGCUCGGGAUAGAAGCCGCCCUCCCCUAUCUGGAAGGCAGCACACGGCGUGGCUUCAUGGAGCUGUGGUUGGAGACUGAAGCGGCAGCCCUUCUCUCAGGCUCUCAGUAGCCAGUCUGUGUUGGAGGAAGGGGAAGCACUCCAUGCCCCGAAAGUUGGAGAAGAUGGAAGGACAAGUGGUAGGCGGGAUGCUCAGGCUCUUCCGCAACCGGCUGCCUCGACUCCGAGCAGGAUCUCUCCAGGAGAGGGAAGCUGUAAAGGAACCGGAAAGGGCCCAGGAGAUCAGUCUGCCCACCUUUGCUGGAGGGCAACACUUCUUUGAAUACCUCCUGGUGGUUUCCCUCAAAAGAAAGAGUUCAGGGGAUGACUAUGAGCCCAUCAUCAUCUACCAGUUUCCCAAGCGGGAGAACCUGCUUCGGGGCCAACAGGAGGAGGAGGAGCGGCUGCUCGGAGCCAUUCCCUUGUUCUGCUUCCCAGAUGGGAAUGCGUGGGCACCGCUCACUGAGUACCCCAGGGAGACCUUUUCCUUUGUUCUGACCAACGUGGAUGGGAGCAGGAAGAUUGGAUACUGCAGGCGCCUCUUGCCCGCCGGCCGUGGCCCUCGUCUUCCCAAGGUGUACUGCAUCAUCAGCUGCAUCGGCUGCUUCGGCCUGUUCUCCAAGAUCCUGGAUGAGGUGGAGAAGAGGCACCAGAUCUCCAUGGCGGUCAUUUACCCAUUCAUGCAGGGCCUCCGAGAGGCGGCCUUCCCUGCUCCCGGGAAGACCGUCACGCUCAAGAGCUUCAUCCCAGACUCGGGCACUGAGUUCAUCUCCCUGACACGGCCCCUGGACUCCCACCUAGAACACGUGGAUUUUAGUGUUCUGCUGCGCUGUCUCAGUUUUGAGCAGAUCCUUCAGAUCUUUGCCUCUGCUGUGCUGGAGAGAAGAAUCAUCUUUCUGGCAGAAGGUCUCAGCACCCUGUCUCAGUGCAUCCAUGCUGCUGCUGCGCUGCUCUACCCUUUCAGCUGGGCACACACCUACAUCCCCGUUGUCCCCGAGAGCCUUCUGGACACUGUCUGCUGCCCCACUCCCUUCAUGGUCGGAGUACAAAUGCGCUUUCAGCAGCAGGUUAUGGAUAGCCCCAUGGAAGAGGAAGGCCCAAAGAUCCCAGGGAAUUUUUUAAAAGUAGGACUCCGGGCAGUUGUACAUAAAGUUGUGGUCCUGCUGGUGAAUCUUUGUGAAGGAACCUUCUUAAUGUCAGUUGGUGACGAAAAAGAUAUCCUUCCACCCAAGCUUCAGGAUGACAUCUUAGACUCCCUUGGUCAGGGGACCAAUGAGUCACAGACUUCAGAACAGCUCAACGAGCAUGUUUCGGGCCCAUUUGUGCAGUUCUUUGUCAAGACUGUGGGCCACUAUGCUUCCUAUAUCAAGCGGGAGGCAAACGGGCAAGGCCACUUCCAAGAACGAGCCUUCUAUAAGGCUCUGACUUCCAAGACCAACCGCCGAUUCGUGAAGAAGUUUGUGAAGACACAGCUCUUCUCCCUUUUCAUCCAGGAAGCGGAGAAGAGCAGGAACCCUCCUGCAGGCUACUUCCAACGUAAGAUACUUGAAUAUGAGGAACAGAAGAAACAGAAGAAAUCAAGGGAAAAGACUGUGAAAUAAGAACUGUGGUCAACAGGAGGGACUGGACUCACAGGCCAGUUUUGGACUUUGGCCCCUGCCAGCAUGGUGGGACUGGCAAAGCUCACAGCCUCCAGAAUCCACGGCCUCCUCUGAGACCUGGUAACCAGGUCUCGCUUCAGGCUGCUGUCUUGAGUUCGGGGUCCCUGGAAUCCACUUUCUCCAGACUCUGGAAGGCUCUGACAUCUGUGCUCACAGAGCUGGGCUCCGAGCUGCAUGUUCCGCACAGGUGACACAGAGUGGCAGAGUGGCACAGGUGCUAUGGAGCCUCAGAAGUUGCUGGGACUGCCCUCUUCCAGGAACCACAAUCACAAAAUCCUCAAAAGGGAAAGCAGUUGUGGCCCAAGGCUCAGUCUCUUCACAUAAAAAAGCAAGUCUGUGGACAUGUGAAGAUAAGAAUAAAGAUGAAAAUCUUCUUGUU
Canis lupus familiaris (dog) is the source of this 3326-nucleotide messenger RNA. It is a transcript of the gene DENND2D, whose product is annotated as DENN domain containing 2D. The record is from RefSeq and is a predicted model, not a curated record. The transcript is spliced from 13 exons. Gene Ontology annotation, cellular component: cytosol; nucleoplasm. Bases 1391 to 2887 code for a protein of 498 amino acids. NCBI's taxonomy places the organism in Eukaryota, Metazoa, Chordata, Mammalia, Carnivora, Canidae.